UUGACGCCAACCCCCUUGCAUGUAACCCCCUCAGCAGCCAUCUUCUCUAAGCCCUCGUCGAGAACAGGCCGUGAUGGUACGUACGUGUCAGGAUCAGUGGCUCUUUCUCUAUCGUCUCUGGCCCCCCAAUACGUGCCAUGGCUUCCCAUGGUUGGGUUGACAGCGGCGUGGGUGUACGCGCAGAUCCCCUGCGUGGUCAACACUCAAUGCCUGCUUCGCCAAUCUAUGGAAAGACAAGCUACGACCAGCAGCCGGGGGCGGGCUGCAAGGCGGCAGGACAUCGGAUCCGGGCGGCUGGGGCCUUCUAGCGAGUGGGCGCCACGCCUGGCAAUGGCCUGAGCAGUCGACAGCGGCAUGCGUUGGGCGCGGGAGACUGGCCAGGAGUGCUCUCCGAUACAGUGCAGGGGAUCUGGAUAUCGUAGUUUGACUUUUGUACAUCCAUAGUGUUGCAAUCCAGUACCACAACAUUCAUACCUUAUCCUCCUCGAAGCCAGCUGUCGAGCA
Schizophyllum commune H4-8 is the source of this 504-nucleotide messenger RNA. RefSeq lists its product as uncharacterized. The record is from RefSeq and is a predicted model, not a curated record. The transcript has 2 exons. The annotation marks the transcript as partial. NCBI's taxonomy places the organism in Eukaryota, Fungi, Basidiomycota, Agaricomycetes, Agaricales, Schizophyllaceae.